AUGACACCCAAGCGCUCUAUCCCGCCGUAUGUCACUGGCUUCAUUAAUCCAAGGUCGUCUGGUGACGAGGUGUACAUCUUCAAAGACGAUAAAUAUGUCUUGAUCCAUUUCCAUACGUCCACUUUGAGGGACACUCUUCUGUCUGGACCUCAUUGCAUCACAGACGAUUGGGUGUCGUUGAAGCAUGUAGGCUUCUCCUGCAUCGACGCGGCCAUCCCCAAUCCGAGCACCCCUAACCAGGUCUUCUUCUUCUUCCAGGACCGCUACGUCCUCGUAGAGGUCUGUUCCAAACCUGGCGCCCACGACGACAAACUCAUCGACGGACCGAAGAACACCCUCAUCGAGUUCGCCAACCUCCAGGGGCCCCAGUUCGGGACUCCGGAUGUCACGUUGCAGAUCGCCUGGCCGGCUGACGACGGCUACUACUGGGUGUACUUCUUCAAAGACACCGAGUGGCUUCAAUUUAACGUCGGGGAGAACGCGUCGGGCGCGAAGGACAUCGAUAACAUUUGGCCAUCACUGAAGAAGUCCGGGUUCGAGACGGUCGACAUGGCGUUUCCCAAGCCGGGAGGCGACGGACACGAGGUCUACUUCUUCAGUGGGACACAAUAUGCAAGGAUCUGGUAUCAGUCUGCCUGGCAGUUCAUCGGUGUCCCACUGCCAGUAUUUGAAGUAACCGAAGCCUUGGACCUCUUGGUAGUGUUUAUGAUCCAAUGCGAGGGGCUACUUUAUGUACGCUUCACUGGAUUUGAAUACGAUGGCGAUGAGGAAUUGGUAGUAGCGGGCAGCGCGAAGGACGACGGUGUAGACGUGGACGACGGCGUUGUGGACGAAGUUGCCUGUGAGGAAGGGGGGAGGACCCGUCCGCGAUUACAGUCGCACUGGUAG
Molecule: messenger RNA, 888 nt
Organism: Postia placenta MAD-698-R-SB12
Lineage: Eukaryota; Fungi; Basidiomycota; Agaricomycetes; Polyporales; Adustoporiaceae
Exons: 3
Coding region: 1-888 (295 amino acids)
Source: RefSeq, a predicted model, not a curated record